CCGUGCCCCAGGCCUGCCUGCUGCCGCCCUCCAGUCCUUGCCCGCUGCCAGCCAUGAGCCGCCAGUUGACCCUCUAUCCCGGUGCUGAACGCCUGGGCUUCAGUGGCUGCUCUGCCGUCAUCUCAGGCCGUCUCAGCGGCAGCCAUGCCUCGGUCCGGGCUGGAGUCAAGGGAGCAGCAUUCGGCAGCAGAAGCCUGUUCUGUGUGGGGGGAGGCCGGCGGCUGGCCUUGAGCUCUGCAGGGCGAAGCGGCGGCUUCACGCUAGGCCACGGAGGGGCGAGCGGUGGGCGGCCGGGGGGCUUCGUGGGCACAGUCUUCGGCAGCGCGGGGCUGGGGCCCACAUGCCCAUCUGUGUGCCCGCCCGGUGGCAUCCCCCAGGUCGUCCUCAACAAGAGCCUUCUGGCCCCACUCAAUGUGGAGCUGGAUCCUGAGAUCCAGAAGGUUCGCGCACAGGAGAGGGAACAGAUCAAGGCUCUGAACAACAAGUUUGCCUCCUUCAUUGACAAGGUGCGCUUCCUGGAGCAGCAGAACCAGGUGCUGGAGACCAAGUGGGAGCUUCUUCAGCAGCUGGACCAGAACAACUCCAAGAGGAGCCUGGAGCCCGUACAUGAGAGUUACAUCAGUAACCUGCAGAAGCAGCUGGAGAUCCUGUCUGGGGACAGAGUGAGGCUGGACUCAGAGCUGAGGAACAUGAGGGAGGUGGUGGAGGACUGCAAGAAGAGGUACGAGGUGGAGAUUAACAGACGCACAGCUGCUGAGAAUGAGUUCGUGGUGCUGAAGAAGGAUGUGGACGCUGCUUACAUGAACAAGGUGGAGCUCCAGGCCAAGGUGGACUCCUUGACAGAUGACAUCAAAUUCUUCAAGGUCCUCUUUGAAGGGGAGAUUGCUCAGAUGCAGUCCCACAUCAGUGACACGUCCGUCAUUCUGUCCAUGGACAACAACCGGCAGCUAGACCUGGACAGCAUCCUUGCCGAGGUUCGAGCCCAGUAUGAGGAGAUUGCCCUGAAGAGCAAAGCGGAGACGGAGAACAUGUACCAGUGUAAGAUCCAGGAGCUGCAGGCCACUGCAGGCCAGCAUGGGGAUGACCUCAAACUCACCAAGUCUGAGAUCACAGAGAUCAACAGGCUGAUCCAGAGGAUCCACUCAGAGAUAGGAAACAUGAAGAAGCAGUGCUCCAACCUGGAGACAGCCAUCGCUGAUGCUGAACAGAGAGGGGACUGUGCCCUCAAGGAUGCUAGGGCCAAGCUGGACCAGCUGGAGGGAGCCCUGCAUCAGUCCAAGGAGGAGCUGGCCCGGAUGCUGCGUGAACACCAGGAGCUCAUGAAUGUCAAGUUGGCCCUGGACAUGGAGAUCGCCACCUACAGGAAGCUGCUGGAGAGCGAGGAGAGCCGGAUGGCUGGUGAAUACCCAAAUUCUGUGAGCAUUUCUGUCAUCAGUAGUACCAAUGCAGGACCAGGAGGUUCUGGCUUCAGUGUGGGCUUUGGUGCCUCAAGCAGUUACAACUACAGACCUCUGGCCCUGGAGGUGAAGACCAAGGGCAGCUGUGGGAGUGAGCUCAAGGAUCCCCCUGCCAAAAGCUCAGGCAGCAGCUGUGCAACCAAAAAGACCUCCAGAUGACAGACAGGGGCUGCUGUGAGCAGACCUGUGGACCCCAUUCUCUCGUUCUCUUCCCUUGGGUCCCUUUCCAAGUCAGGAAGCGUUUUCUCCAUCACUGAAAUCCCAGCCAUCCUCCCAGCCCUAUUUCCCCUGGCGCAGGGAACUGUCGGGUGGGGGAAGGCCAGCCAGUAAUAUGCCCUCUCAGUGACCCCUCCCACUCAGUUCUUACUGGGUAGCUGCCCCCACACAGAGACGAAGCACAGACCUAAGAUACUUCCCUGAAGCCAACUGCCAGCCUCUGUCUGUGUCUUCCUCCAGCCUUCUCUGUUGUCCUCUGAUGAGGAGUCUGUCUCUCUGCUUCUCUUGCAAUAAAUGAUUGAUGGAUGCCA
This is a messenger RNA of Arvicanthis niloticus (Nile rat), 1984 nucleotides long. RefSeq names its product keratin, type II cytoskeletal 72. Gene Ontology annotation, molecular function: structural constituent of skin epidermis. The record is from RefSeq and is a predicted model, not a curated record. Gene Ontology annotation, cellular component: keratin filament. Gene Ontology annotation, biological process: intermediate filament organization; keratinization. NCBI's taxonomy places the organism in Eukaryota, Metazoa, Chordata, Mammalia, Rodentia, Muridae.